Leptinotarsa decemlineata (Colorado potato beetle) is the source of this 846-nucleotide messenger RNA. RefSeq lists its product as uncharacterized. The record is from RefSeq and is a predicted model, not a curated record. NCBI's taxonomy places the organism in Eukaryota, Metazoa, Arthropoda, Insecta, Coleoptera, Chrysomelidae. Gene Ontology annotation, cellular component: extracellular matrix.
AUUCAGUUGCAAAUCAAGCUUACAACAUGGCAUUCAAAUUCAUCGUAUUCGCUGCCUUCGUAGCUAUUGCACAGGCUAGUGUGAGUCAUGUAGCACCAGCUCUUGCUCUUGGUAGCCAUAGCUCCGUCUCCAGUUACUCCACUGUUCAGCAACACAACCCAGCCAUCAAUGCCUAUGCUGCCCCAGCUGUCCACGCUUAUGCUGCUCCAGCUGUCCACGCAUACGCUUCCCCAGCUGUCCACGCAUAUGCUGCUCCAGCUGUCCACGCCUAUGCUGCCCCAGCUGUCCACGCCUACGCUGCUCCAAUCGCUAAGGCCAUCAUUGCCGAACCAUCAGCCCCAGCCAACUACGAUUUCGGGUACGGAGUAAAUGACCCCCACACCGGAGACAGCAAAAGCCAACACGAAUCCCGUCGUGGUGAUGUUGUCCAAGGCAGCUACUCCCUCAUCGAAUCUGAUGGCACCAAGCGUACUGUAGACUACUCUGCUGAUGCUCACAACGGUUUCAACGCUGUUGUCCACAAAGAACCUGCCGCGGUUGCCAUCAAAGCCGUAGCUCCAGUUGUUGCCAAGGUAGCUGCUCCUAUUGCCUACGCUGCUCCAGUUGCUCACGCCUAUGCUGCCCCAUCCCUUGUUCAUGGAGCUGUUGCUCAUGGUUAUGCCGCCCCACUUGUUGCUCACGGUAUUGCUGCUCCAGCUCUUGCUCAUGGAUACGCUGCUCAUGGACCAGUAGUUGCACAUAAUGUUUGGUGAUUCAGAAUGUGAUCUGUUUUGUGGAGUUUGUAAAUAAUGUAUUUAUACGAUAUGAGAAUACAUAAGAAAUAUAUGAAAAGAACUGAUUUUUGAA